Homarus americanus (American lobster) is the source of this 3213-nucleotide messenger RNA. Its product is annotated as E3 SUMO-protein ligase RanBP2-like. The record is from RefSeq and is a predicted model, not a curated record. Bases 161 to 2569 code for a protein of 802 amino acids. The transcript is spliced from 6 exons. NCBI's taxonomy places the organism in Eukaryota, Metazoa, Arthropoda, Malacostraca, Decapoda, Nephropidae. Gene Ontology annotation, molecular function: zinc ion binding; peptidyl-prolyl cis-trans isomerase activity. Gene Ontology annotation, biological process: protein peptidyl-prolyl isomerization.
UGCGGGUGCUGGCGACGGUGCCCCUGACACACACCACAUUGGACAAGGCAGUGUAGUGGAUGGCGGCGCCACAGCUCACACUCUAAGGUGCCGGCCGACACAGAGACUCCCGGGAAAUACAGAUCAGCGGGGCACUCGGGGCCUCCUCCCCUCGUCCAGGAUGGAUGACCUGCUGACGUGCACGGUGUGUUGUGAGCAAUACCAUGAGAAGGCUCGACACCCUGUACUGCUGCCCCGCUGCGGCCAUUCCUUCUGCCGCCCCUGCGUCGCCUUCUUGGUCAAGAAUGGGUGCGUCAUUUGCCCCAGCUGCCGCAUGGACCAGCGGGUGGAGACGGCUGACCACCUACCCACAGAGUUCAGUCUCCUGGCCAUCACCAGUGUCCAGCAGGUCACCAAGAUGGAGACGUGUCAGCGGCACGACGUGAAGCUGUCAUUCUGGUGUAAGACGUGUUCAGAAGCCGCCUGUGGGGAGUGCUUGUUCGAGGAUCAUCCAACCCACUCCCACAACGUCCUCAAGGCAACCACAUACAUCGCGGAAAUGAAAGAUUCAGUAACAGAUAUCACCGACAAAUUCAUGGACGCUCUUGAAGCGCGGGAAAGCUGGUACCACCGACAGAUAUUCCAGUGUACCAAGACGAUCAACGACGCCAUCCGCACCAUUAGCGUCCUCAGGAAGGAUAUGGAUGAUGCCAGGGAUCUCAUAAAGGGCGUGAAGAUCGUGGAGGGGAUUUCACCUACCACAGCCCUUAGCGACGCCUCCAAGUGCCUCGGCCUCAAGUGGAAUCUAAAGGACUGUAAUCUGGGACUGAGUAGAACCACAGGAAAGAAAGAAGAAAAAACCGCCGAGGAGGAGAAAGAGAAAGAUGAGAGCGAGACCAAGAACAAGGCUGAUGAUAAGGAUAAUGACGAGAAGAAAAAGGAAAUGAUUGGGAAGGAAAAGGAAAUUGAGGAGUCGGAAACUUUGACUGAAGAGGAAAAGAAAAAACGUAAAAAAAUGCUCCGAGUUAAGGAAAAGUUGGCUCUAGCUGCUGCGGCCGCAGAGAAGUCGACUUCAGAUUCAAAAGACGAAGACAAGAAAAAGAAGAUAGAUGACAAAACAGUUGGUAAGGAGAAGACAGAUGAUGUGAUAGAGAAAAACAGCAAAGUCAACGAAGUACAAUCGUUGACAAUCGGUGCAGCUAGAACGAAACUCCUGGCGACGAAAUACGCUCCAGUGGCCCGAGAGCCUUCCGUAACUCCCGAGCGAGAAGUGAAAACCCCAGGAAACAAGCCAUCACCUGCUCCGGACAAGGGAGAUAAAGAGGAACUAAACAAAGAAACGAGCGACAAUAAAGAAAUAGAUGCAACAAAACUUCAAACAAAAGAAGAAACAGAUGGAACAAAACCCAAAGCAACAGAAGAAACGGGCGCCAAGAACUCAGAAACGGCAACAGAAAACGAAUCAAAGAAUACACAAGAAUCCCCUUCAAGCUCACAUACCUGUAUAGAAGCGGCAGAUAAACAGAAGGAAGAAAAAACUGUGAUGAAGAAGGAGCCAGCUACAGGAGUGACCAAGAGACCCAAACUAGGGAGAAUGGCUCGUCAGGCCCUAAAGAGAUCCCAGACUAUGAAUUUCCAACAACCACCCACAGCUGACGAUAACUCUGCCGCAGACUCCUCCGACCAAACACAGUCGGACAACAUCAAAGGCCUAGACUUAGAAACUUCAAAACUCACUAAAAACGAGGAGCCGUCGGUGGAUAAUAAGGAUAUUGAGGAACAAGCAAAUAGCAAGACGAAGACAGAAGAGAGGGCAGAAGAGGAUAUAAAAGAUGAGAGGGAACAACCAGAAAACACAAACAAUCACACUCAAGCAGACAAGCCAAUGUUUGAAAUGGAACCCGAAGAGAAGGAAAGGAUUGCCACUGAACUUCUGCUGGUACCUUGUCUGACUGUGAUCGUGGAGGGUGUCGGGGGUCGCCUUGCUCACGUCACCUGGGAACCCAAGGGCCUCCACGUCUACUGCCACCAGUAUCAGGAGCUGCCAUAUGACGUUAGCAUCAAGUGGAACGUACUUCAUGCCUUCUUGCCUACCAAGUCACCUGUGGUCUUCUUGGACGUUGGGACCGAGAAGAAGAUACUGGGUCGUGUCUACAUCACUCUGUGGGGACACCUCCGUCGAGCGACAAACUUCCUUCACUUGUGUUUAGGAGAUCGUGGCCCAUCCUAUAGGAACACCCUGUUCCUCGAAGUUCUCAACCCCGACUCGCCAGGGGAGAGGAUCAAAGGUGGGGACUACGACUACAACAACGGGCGGGGAGGAGAGGGACUGCUGGAUGAUUUGGAGCGUCAAGAGGGCUAUUCGAUGCCCAUGGAGGCCGGGCUAGUCACGGCUGGGAACCCCGCCAGGAAGGAACAGGAUUCACAGUUCUACAUCUGCACGGAGGACGAUCCUGACAGGAACUUCGCGUGUCCAUUCGGUCGUGUAGAGUCUGGGCUGUACGUGAUGAAGGAGGCGGUGUGGUUGGUGGUCACCCAGCAGGUCUGGAUCAGAGACUGCGGUGUGGUGGUAGACGUGCCCAAGUUCUAGCUGAAUAUCCCACACCAUCACACUCUGUGGUGACAAUAAAGUACACCGAGCCUCCCUAGAUACCUUGAAGACAUUCUGGGUCACAAGUUGACUGACACCCUGUACACGUUUGAAGGACUCCAAGGUGACUGGAUGACACCAUGGAAACGUUUGCACAAUUCUGUUUUUAGGAUCACCUUACAAGCCCCUGAGAGCUUGGAUCACUUGUCUCAAGACACCAGCUAUAGAGGCUUGAGCACUAGACAGUCAAACGAAAUUCUACUCGAGUCGACCUACACUGGACUGGGAACUCCGACACCCUGGCUGAUUCGCACCCAACGAAAACGAUGUACAGUAAAUAAGUAAUUUCUUCGUGUGUGUAAUAAUAAAACGAGUGUCAAUAUGUUUCAGUAUAUACAGUAUACAGUGUUGUAGAUAGAUAACUUGAUGGAGACAUGUUGGAGAUCUACGUUUACGUCUGUUGAAGAAGAUUCGUAUUUAGGUCAGUUUUGAAGAUCUCUUUAUACAACCUACUGCGGGAGAUUACCAGUAGGAGGUGAGGGCUUGUUGGUCUCCCAGUCCUCUCCUGCCGCUGCCGAGGUCCUCUGGAGUUCGCCUCAGUUCUGUGUUAGGUUGGCUGAAAGGAUCAGUAAAUAUUUUUUUAC